GGCAGCGGGGAUCCUCUGCGGGCUGCCCGCCGCCGUCAGUCGCUGCCGGCCGUGCGAGAGGGACGGAAGCCCCGCAGGGUCUGUGCGUGCGGGGGCGCGAAGCGUUCCCAACUCUSCCGCUGCCGGCGCCGCUCUCUCUCCCUCUCUCGCCGCUGCUGCUGUGCCCCUCUCCCCUCGGCCGCGGGCCCUCUCCCCGGUUAUGUAAGCCCCGACCCCCGCCCUGCCCGCCGGGAGCGCUGGCGGGGCCCGGGCAGUGCCCGUUCGCUGCCCGCCCUCGGGGCGCGUCGGCACGGGAAGAAGCUGAGGGAGAAAUCGGAGCUCCUGGCCAGCCCGGCUGGCGCCAGCAGCCAAGCUUUGCUUUUCAGUGGGUAUAUUUUGUCUUAAAAGAACAUUGGUGUUUGUUUCCGUAGGAGAAGUGGGGAGGAAUCCCGAAAUCCUGGAAGUGCACUGAAAGAAAACGGGGCAGUACUUAAAAGCUUGACAAAUGCAUCCCAGGUUGAAAAAUUUCUGCAUUCCUUCUCCUCUUCCUCCUUUAGAAAACUGACUUCUUUAAAGAGGUAAGAGAGAAGCAAAAGAAGUAAGAAAAUGCUGGGAUCAGAACGUGGUGUUGUGGAAGAAUGGCUGUCAGAAUUCAAGGCAUUACCUGAAUCMCAAAUUUCCAGCUAUGCAGCUACAUUGCACCGAAAAAAACCAUUGGUACCAGCUCUUUAUAAGGUUAUUCAAGACCCAAAUAAUGAGCUCCUGGAGCCUGUUUGCCACCAGCUCUUUGAACUUUAUCGUAGUUCUGAAGUUCGGCUCAAGMGAUUCACGCUGCAGUUUUUGCCAGAGUUGAUCUGGGUUUAUCUGCGUCUCACUGCCAGCAGGGACAGGCAGAGUAAUGGUUGCAUUGAAGCAUUGCUGCUUGGCAUUUACAACCUGGAAAUUGCUGACAAAGAUGGAAACAACAAAGUUUUGUCUUUCACCAUMCCUUCAUUAUCUAAACCCUCAAUAUAUCAUGAGCCCUCUACCAUUGGAUCCAUGGCUUUAACUGAAGGAGCAUUAAGUCAGCAUGACCUUAUCAGAGUAGUUUACAGUGAUCUUCAUCCUCAAAGAGAAACCUUCACRGCACAGAACCGGUUUGAGGUGCUGAGCUUUCUUAUGCUGUGCUACAAUUCAGCUAUUGUCUACAUGCCUGCUUCUUCUUACCAGUCACUUUGUACGAUGGGUUCCAGGCUGUGUGUGAGUGGAUUUCCACGGCAGCAUGAGAAACCCUGGAAAGAACACUGUGGUAGAGUGGUGUUAGACCCUGACUUCAUGGUGCAGCUGCUCACAGGUGUCUAUUAUGCCAUAUAUAAUGGUCAGUGGGAACUUGGCCAGGAGGUAUUGGAGGACAUAAUUUACAGAGCACAGCUUGAACUCUACUCACAGCCCCUGCUGGUUGCAAAUGCCAUGAAGAAUUCGCUGCCCUUUGAUGCUCCUGAUGCAUCACARGAAGGCCAGAAGGUACUGAAAGUAGAAGUCACUCCAACAGUUCCAAGAAUUUCUCGGAGUGCUAUUACAACAGCUUCUAUCCGUCGUCAUCGCUGGAGAAGAGAAGGUACUAAAGCACGGAAGGACAAGGCUCAGCUGAGUGUCAGUGUGAAGAGAUUUGUGAAGAAACUUGAGGAUAUUUCAGAUAAUGAAGCUCAGGAGAUCCUGGAAGAGAAGAAUUAUGUUGCUGCUCUUGGAAUAUGUGCCCAAGAUCCAGUGGGAAAUGGCRCAAAURURAGUGGUGGUGAAGUUUACUCAUUCCAGACUCCCAAACGYUCCAGUAAAAUGGCAGAACUGGCCUCUGAAUUAGCCCAGACACCAGAAAAGGAUGUGGUACCUGAUCAUUCCAAGUGUCCUGAGAAGAUGGCCAAAACCCCUCAAAGCAGCAAACAUUCAAGUUCAAACAAAGUGCAGCAGAGGAGCAAAAAGAAAGAAUUUUUGUCCACCACCCCUUACAGACUCAGAAAGAGAUUAGCAGCUCCAGAUCCCUGUUUAGAAAGUGAGAGUGAGUAUUCUGCUUCCUGCUCAGAGGAGGAGGAUGAGGAAGAUCAGAAAGAAGUCAGCACUGCUUUAUCAGGUCAGAAGACUCCAGGGCAAACUAAGGCUGCAUCUACACCUCCUCCUAGAAACAGCCUAGCCAAAAAAAAUAAGGAGGAAAAGAUGGGCAACCUGGUGGAGGAGUACUUUGAAGCUCACAGUAGUUCCAAAGUGCUCACUUCAGACCGAACACUGCAGAAGUUGCGGAAAAGAAGAUUGGAUCAGCAAACACUGCAUGAUCUUUUGAAAAAAGCUCCCCUUGCCUAUGCUGCUGAAAUUAGAGACCUUAACAAGCAACAUGAAUCCUUGUUUUCCAAAUGGAUGUUGCAAUUACACUUGGGUUUCAAUAUUGUGCUUUAUGGACUGGGCUCAAAGCGUGAUCUGUUGGAGAAGUUUCGUACAUCWCUGCUCCAGGAUUCUGUUCACUUGGUGGUUAACGGAUACUUCCCCAGCAUCACUGUGARAUCUAUUCUCAACUCCAUCACAGAGGAGGUGUUGGACUAUAUAGGGACCUUCCGCAGCCCCCGUGACCAACUUGAAUUCAUUAUUAAAAGGUUUAAAGAAGAUUCAUCUUUAGAGCUCUAUGUCCUCAUUCAUAACCUGGACAGCCAGAUGUUGAGAGGAGAAAGAAGUCAGCAGAUCCUUGCACAGUUAUCCUCCCUGCCUAGCAUUUACCUCAUUGCCUCUAUCGAUCACAUCAAUGCUCCUCUCAUGUGGGAUCAAGCAAAGCUGAGCCUCUAUAACUGGCUUUGGUAUGAAACAACCACGUUUAGUCCUUAUGUGGAAGAAACAUCUUAUGAGAACUCGCUUUUAGUACAACAGUCUGGAUCUUUGGCUUUGAGCUCCCUAAUGCAUGUCCUGCAUAGUCUCACUCUCAAUGCCAGGGGAAUAUUUAGACUGCUUGCUCAGCAUCAGCUGGAGAAGAAGGACAAUCCAUCUUACCCAGGSCUGUCUUUCCAAGACUUUUACCAGCAGUGUCGAGAGGCUUUCCUUGUGAACAGUGACCUGACACUCAGGGCACAGCUGACAGAAUUCAGGGACCACAAGCUCAUCCGAACCAAGCGGGGAGCUGAUGGUGUGGAAUACUUACUGAUUCCUGUCGAUGACAGUACGUUGACCCACUUCUUAGAGAAAGAGAAUGAAGAUGUGUAACAUCUCUGUCCUCAGUGUCUACAGCAAUUGCUUUUAAUGGCUGCUGAUCUCUCUUUCUCCAACCUCACAGCUGCUGCACUGAGAAGUAAUAAUUCCAACAAAUUUUACUCGUUCAACUACUUCAGGUAGUUUGGAAUGAUGACUUCUGUAAUCAAGGCCUCUCUUGCACUGUUGUUGGAUUUGUUCUGCUUUAUCUCUUAGCUCAGAUAAUGCCUUCUUCUAUCUGUGCAAUCAACCUUACAGCCAGAAAAACAAACUCAGUGAGACUGUGCCUUCUGCUCACUACCUCAGCAGACAUGAGGGUUUUUUUGGAGCAAUUUAAUUGGGAAGUGCAAAUCACAAGAUGGUCAAGAGCUUUAGUUUGUACUAGUGGUGCAACUUUCCUCAACUGAGUGCUUUCCAGUACUCCUUUACCAUUUAGACAAAACUAGCUUCCAGUAUAUGAAGCCAAGAUUUAUAAUGCUUCAAGACCUGCCUUGACUGCAUGUGGAAAGAAUACUAGUGGGUUUGGGAUGCUGUGGGUAACUUCGUAAAUUCUGGCAAUAAAACUGAAGGACUUGCCCCAAACGCACAUUCUUUUAUGAGUUUUAGAUAAUCAAAAUUGUAAUGGACUCAAGUCAUUGCCUGCUACUUUCCAAGGUGCAAUCCAGGAAUAUGAAGAGGCUGUGAAGCUUUUUUGUUUAUUUUUGUAAAGCUCAAUUAUAUAUUUGUAUUUUUUACAUCAGGAGUGUCCACUGAUUCUGGAGGAAGCCUUAAAUGCCACUUAAAAGUUCUCCCUCUUUUAAGCCCCUUAGAGGUUGGGAGACUGCUGAAGUUUGACAUAUUUUCUUCCAUUUUUUUUUUUCUCAGUUAUGUGGGAGGAAGCUCUAUAGUUCCAUCAACUUAGUCUGCCAGCCAGACUUCAGGGACUCUGAAUGUUUAAUAUUUGGUAGCUGUGUUACAGCUCAGUGUUGUAAUAGUUCAAAUCAAUCAAAUAAAGUACUUUAUUAAUUUUCA
This is a messenger RNA of Malurus melanocephalus (red-backed fairy wren), 4194 nucleotides long. RefSeq names its product hyccin 2. Gene Ontology annotation, cellular component: plasma membrane; nuclear origin of replication recognition complex; nucleus. NCBI's taxonomy places the organism in Eukaryota, Metazoa, Chordata, Aves, Passeriformes, Maluridae. The transcript has 26 exons. The record is from RefSeq and is a predicted model, not a curated record. The coding region runs from base 586 to 3198 and encodes 870 amino acids. Gene Ontology annotation, biological process: phosphatidylinositol phosphate biosynthetic process; DNA replication; protein localization to plasma membrane. Gene Ontology annotation, molecular function: DNA replication origin binding.